AUGCCUAAUAUGAAAAAUGCAAAGGGACAGGAAUUGUUCGACCAGAUUGUAUAUCAUUUGGACCUUGUGGAAACAGAUUACUUUGGCCUACAAUUCAUGGAUGCUUCCCAGGUUACACACUGGUUGGACCAUUCAAAAUUCAUUAAGAAGCAAAUAAAAAUUGGACCUCCGUACACAUUGCAUUUUCGAAUUAAGUACUACUCAUCAGAACCGAACAACCUUCAUGAGGAGUUUACAAGGUACCUGUUUGUAUUACAGCUCCGGCAAGACAUUCUUUCAGGGAAACUGAAAUGCCCGUAUGAAACUGCUGUUGAACUAGCAGCUCUCUGUCUUCAAGCGGAGCUGGGAGAGUGUGAGCACCCAGAGCACACACCAGAACUCGUGUCUGAAUUCAGGUUUGCACCAAACCAGACUGAAGCAAUGGAAUUUGACAUUUUUCAGAAAUGGAAAGAGGGUACCUGUGUGGGAGUGAGCCCGGCGCAGGCUGAAUUGUGCUACUUGAACAAAGCUAAAUGGCUAGAAAUGUAUGGUGUAGAUAUGCAUGUAGUUAAGGGAAGAGACGGUUGUGAAUAUGCUCUUGGACUGACACCAACAGGCAUAUUGAUCUUUGAAGGAGCUAACAAAAUAGGCUUAUUCUUUUGGCCUAAAAUCACAAAAAUGGACUUUAAAAAGAGCAAACUAACGCUCGUGGUUGUAGAAGAUGAUGAACAGGGCAGAGAGCAAGAGCACACAUUUGUUUUCCGGUUAGACAGUGCCAAAACGUGCAAACAUUUGUGGAAGUGUGCAGUGGAGCACCAUGCUUUCUUCAGAUUGCGAGCCCCAGCAAAUAGUAAAUCUAGUAGAUCCGACUUCAUAAGGCUGGGAUCACGCUUCAGAUUCAGCGGGCGGACAGAGUAUCAAGCAACACAUGGGACAAGAUUACGUAGAACUAGUACAUUUGAAAGAAGGCCCAGCAAGCGAUACCCUUCUCGAAGGCAUUCGACUUUUAAGGCAAACAAUCCUGUGAAAGCAGCACAACUGUGUGCUAAAAAUACUCCUGAAGUCCAUAACUACCAGCCACAGUAUCAUCCUAAUAUACAUCCUCCUCAGCCACACUGGCAUCCACAUACACCUGUGAAUGUAAGUUAUCCCUUGAACAACAGUGAUCUGCAUCAGUUCAACAUUGAGGAGAAUGGUGGAGCACCAUAUACUACAAAAAUGCCUGCAAGGCACCACCACCACCACCGUCAUCACCACCACCACGCGAAUUAUGGCGCCCUUGCUCCCGACAGCAAAGACAUUGUUUCUGGAGUUCCAAACCCAAACAAACUGAGCUCAGGACUUCCCCUUCUUUAUGAUGAAACUUCUCAUCUGAAGAAAAUAGAAACGGAGAGUGUGAAGGUAGUUGGACCAUGGCCAGCCCUGCACGUCAGCAUGAACAAGGGUGAAGACAAGAAAGUGUCUGAAAAGACUCUUCAUGCCCCUGUGUCACCUUCUUCUGUACCUGACCAUAUGAAGUGCAACAUCCUUAAAGCUCAAGUGGAAGCUGCUUUUAGAGUAGGAGCCCAGGCUGUGAAAGAAGAGACAUCUUUUGUAAAUCCCAGUAAGACCUCCAGCCUGCAGGACCCUAAUGUAAGAAGUCCAGCUCCAGUACGACCUGAAACUACGCCAUCAACUGGCCCUACAGAAAAGCAGGAGAUUAAAGUUUCUCGUGUGAGGAAGUUAACAAGGCAGUACAGUUUUGAUGAAGAUGACCUUCCUCCAGCACUGGCAGCAGCAGCAGCGGCAUCAACGCCUGUGUCUUCGGCAUCUCCCGGGUCACAGAAAACAUGUACACCACAGACGUCGGAAGGACAAACACAGGUUUCACCUGGUGGCAAGAGUUCCACAGAUGCAGGAAGUACAUUUACUUUGGAGCCAGGUGACCUCCUGAUGGACUUCACAGAGGCCACACCUAUGAUAAAGACAUUCCCUGCUGAUACAUCUAAUCCUUUUUUCGAUCCUUUUACAACAGUACCACAGUUUUCUGCAGAAUUUACAGACAGCAAAUUACAAUGCUGUGCAGUGCAGUCAUCUCCUAAGAUAACGCCGGUAACUCCAUCGCCCGUCCUGAGAUCUUUGGCAGAGACCAUACCAACUCCAACGGUCCAGACAAUAUACACGUCGCAUAAACCAAUUUCGCUGGCAGACAGCGCUGAGACUCUGAGGCGUGAACUUGAGAGGGAGAAAAUGAUGAAAAGACUCUUGAUGACAGAAUUAUGA
Messenger RNA from Egretta garzetta (little egret), 2241 nucleotides. It is a transcript of the gene EPB41L4B, whose product is annotated as erythrocyte membrane protein band 4.1 like 4B. The coding region runs from base 1 to 2241 and encodes 746 amino acids. Gene Ontology annotation, molecular function: cytoskeletal protein binding. Lineage: Eukaryota; Metazoa; Chordata; Aves; Pelecaniformes; Ardeidae. The record is from RefSeq and is a predicted model, not a curated record. Gene Ontology annotation, cellular component: cytoskeleton. The transcript is spliced from 25 exons.